This is a messenger RNA of Emiliania huxleyi CCMP1516, 318 nucleotides long. RefSeq lists its product as hypothetical. The record is from RefSeq and is a predicted model, not a curated record. The annotation marks the transcript as partial. The transcript has a single exon. NCBI's taxonomy places the organism in Eukaryota, Haptophyta, Isochrysidales, Noelaerhabdaceae.
AUGACGUCUCUCAUCGUGCUCUCAUCGCUCGCGCGCUGCGUUAACCUCGAGGCGUUAACCUCGAGGCGCGCUGUCCUCGCGGCGGCACCGGCGGUGCUCAGCUGCGCCUCCAGCUCACGUGCCGCAGACGCGAGUCCGACUGUGGUUGCCGUUGGUACUGUCCUGCAGAAACCCGACGCCGCCGUGCCAAGCGGCGCAGCCGCGCUCUAUGUCACAGCUCGGCCAGCCUCCUCCGAAGGCGCGCUGCAGGCCGGGGCGAAAACGCCGCCGAUUGCCUCGGCACGCUUUGCGACGCCGCUCCUUUUCCCCUUCGAGUUU